CCAGACCUGAGGAGUCAAGAGCUGCAACACUUGCCUUCCUUUACACCACAUCAAGACAGCAGCAGAUUCAUCUCAACGGGGAUGAACAAUCAGUACACUCGCCGGGAGGUCUUCUGCCGGAACACUUGCCAUGAGCUCAAACGCUUCUGGGAAAGGGAGAUUGGCAAACAGACUUGCUACCGAGAAUCAGAGGAGCAUCGUCUGGGAAGAAGCGCACUGAGAAAGCUCAGAGAAGAAUGGAAGCAGAGGCUAGAAACAAAGCUGAGGCUGCGGAACAAUCCAGAUGAGACUGAAAAGCAGACAAAUGUUGCCUAA
Nycticebus coucang (slow loris) is the source of this 315-nucleotide messenger RNA. It is a transcript of the gene FAM240A, whose product is annotated as family with sequence similarity 240 member A. The transcript has 3 exons. The coding region runs from base 82 to 315 and encodes 77 amino acids. Lineage: Eukaryota; Metazoa; Chordata; Mammalia; Primates; Lorisidae. The record is from RefSeq and is a predicted model, not a curated record.